UAUAAAUUUGACUAGAUGAAAUUAAUGUAGAAAAAGAAAAGAAAGCAUAGGUCAUGUAUCUUGUAUCAAGAAAUCAAGAAUGGAGGAGAGAGAGGUGGCUUUGUGGGUCAAGUGCCACGUAGCAAUAGUUUAUGUAAGGAGGGGAGGAUGACGUGGCACGCAUUGGGUACUGAAAAACCAAAUAAAUAGAGGGUGUGACCAUCCAUCAAUUGCUUCUCCUCUCAAAUAUUUCUUUCUAAUAUUUUUCCACUACUUGCUUAAUUUUUCACUAUAUAACCUAAGUUUUUUUAUUUAUUUAAUUUCAAUUUUGCUUCUUUUAAUUGCUACUAAUAAAUAAUAAUAUAAAACAAUAUAAUGCUGGAUUGUGGUGAUCAAGCAGCAGCAGCAGAAAAUCCUGCAAAUGGAGGAGAAAAAAUCAAUUCUUCUUCCUCAAUCACUCUCAAGUUUUUGGAUGUUUCUUACAGAGUAAAGCUGCAUGGGGCCAAUGUGAAAUCAAGAACCAGCAGCAUAAGGAGCAUGCUCUGCGGCGGCGGCGCCGCCGCUUCCGACGUGGAGAAUCCGGCGGCGGUCCACCGCCAUCAAGAACGGACGAUCUUGAACGGCAUCACCGGGACGGCGGCGCCGGGGCGUGUGCUUGCCAUACUCGGGCCAUCCGGCAGCGGCAAAUCGACGCUGCUGAACGCGCUCGCCGGCCGCCUCCACCACGGCCACGGACUCACCGGAACGGUGAUGUUCAACAGCCGGAAGCUGACGAAGCAGGUCCUGAAACGAACCGGGUUCGUUGCCCAGGAUGACGUGUUGUACCCGCAUCUAACGGUCCGGGAAACUCUGGUUUUCUGCUCGCUACUCAGGCUGCCGAACUCCAUGGCCGGAGACGAAAAAAUCGCCGUCGCGGAGUCCGUGAUCUCCGAGCUGGGUUUAUCGAAAUGCGCGGACACGAUCAUCGGAAACAGCUUCGUUCGGGGGAUCUCCGGCGGGGAGAGGAAGAGGGUGAGCAUAGCUCAUGAGAUGCUGGUGGACCCCAGUCUGCUGAUCCUCGACGAGCCCACCUCCGGGCUGGACGCCACGGCGGCGUACAGGCUGGUGGCGGCGUUGGGUGGGCUGGCGGCGAAGGGGAAGACGGUGAUGAUGUCCGUCCACCAGCCGUCGAGCCGUGUCUACCAGAUGUUCGACGAUUUGCUUGUGCUGUCGGAAGGGAGGUGUAUAUACUUCGGUAAAGGAAGCGAAGCAAUGGCUUACUUCGACACCGUCGGAUUCUCGCCCGGCUUUCCGAUGAACCCCGCGGAUUUCCUCCUCGAUCUCGCUAAUGGUGUAUGUCAGUUCGACGGUUCGAGCGAAAGGGAACGGCCGAACAUGAGACAAGCCCUUGUUUCUUCUUACAACAAUGUACUAGCACCAAAGGUGAAAGUGGCUUGCAUGGACCCACCAAAUGCAACCACAAGAGACAACACCACAACAAUCAAUGGAAGCAGCCAUACUUGCAUGACUCAUUUCUCCACUUGGUUCAAUCAAUUCGUAAUCCUACUCCAACGAAACCUCAAAGAAAGAAAACAUGAAACAUUCAACUCGCUGAGGGUCUUCCAGGUCAUCGCCGCCGCACUACUCGCCGGAUUCAUGUGGUGGCACUCCGACUAUCGAGAUGUACAAGAUCGCCUAGGCCUACUCUUCUUCUUCUCCAUCUUUUGGGGGGUUUUCCCCUCAUUCAACGCAGUGUUCGCCUUCCCUCAGGAACGGGCCAUUUUCAUGAAGGAACGGGCCUCCGGUAUGUACACACUCUCCUCGUACUUUUUAGCCCGAAUCACUGCAGAUUUGCCCAUGGAGUUAAUCCUCCCCACAUUGUUCGUUUCGAUCACGUAUUGGAUGACGGGUCUAAAACCGGAAUUUUCCGCUUUCUUGCUAACCCUAUUUGUCGUUUUGGGUUACGUGCUCGUUUCGAUUGGGCUUGGACUUGCAUUGGGUGCUCUAAUAAUGGAUGCUAAGCAAGCCUCGACUUUAGUGACCGUUACUAUGCUUGCAUUUGUUCUUACGGGGGGUUAUUACGUGCACAAGGUACCGUCUUUUAUGGCGUGGGUGAAGUACGUUUCGACUACUUUUUACAGCUACAGGCUUCUUAUCAAUGUCCAAUAUGGAGAUGGUGAAGGUGUUUCCUCUUUGCUCGGUUGCUCGAGUGGUGGACAAGAUAGAGCCACGUGUAGGUACAUCGAUGAAGAUGUUCGUGGGCAAAUGGGGCCCGCAGUGAGUGUGGGGGUAUUGUUGCUCAUGUUUGUGGGGUAUAGGUUGUUGGCUUAUAUUGCGCUGAGACGAAUCAAGGCUUGAGAAAACAUGACUUAGUGCCUAAUGUUGUAACAUCGUACGAUGAAGAAUGCGAUUCGAUGUGGGUGGGGGCUAACUGCGUUACGGAGGAAGUAGGAGAAGUAAUGUUUUUAGUUUCGAUUACGAAAAGUGUAGAGAGAAUUUAAUUUGUAAGACAAUUAAUUGACUCUUUUAAUGUGUCAUCAUCAUCAUCAGAAUCAUGUGCUUGCCAUUGAAAUUGGCUAAGCCUUUGCAUUUCUAAUUUCUAUCAAGUAAUAUAUAUUAGUUGGCUUUUCAA
This is a messenger RNA of Erythranthe guttata (spotted monkey flower), 2590 nucleotides long. It is a transcript of the gene ABCG25, whose product is annotated as ATP-binding cassette family G25. The record is from RefSeq and is a predicted model, not a curated record. Gene Ontology annotation, biological process: transmembrane transport. Gene Ontology annotation, molecular function: ABC-type transporter activity; ATP hydrolysis activity; ATP binding. Gene Ontology annotation, cellular component: plasma membrane. NCBI's taxonomy places the organism in Eukaryota, Viridiplantae, Streptophyta, Magnoliopsida, Lamiales, Phrymaceae.